Plasmodium knowlesi strain H is the source of this 927-nucleotide messenger RNA. Its product is annotated as ribosomal protein L1, putative. The coding region runs from base 1 to 927 and encodes 308 amino acids. The record is from RefSeq and is a predicted model, not a curated record. The transcript has 6 exons. NCBI's taxonomy places the organism in Eukaryota, Apicomplexa, Aconoidasida, Haemosporida, Plasmodiidae.
AUGAAGACCAAGACCAAAAAGAAAGAAAUACUGGAGAAGAAAAAAAAGGAGAACAAGAAAUUCCUAAGGUUUGUAAAGACGAACCAAAAAUAUGAAAAGUUCCAGAAAGCAAUAUUAAAUGCAAAGGGAUCCCAAAUCAACCAUAAUAAUAAAAAGGGAACACAAAAAAUAAAAAUAAAGACCAAAGAAAAUAUGCCCAUUCAUGUCAAGACAUUUGAAAAUAUCAUUGAACCGAGCACAUUCUCUAAAGCAUAUGAUUUUAUAUUUGACAAGGUAGUGAAUGACCAUGUGAAAAAUCUCCUCUACGAUACGCACAUGUUGUACUGCAAUUUUGAUUUAUCCACCAUAUACAACGUAGGAAAGGCCUAUAAUUUCCCGAUCAAUUUAAUUCAUCCCUACUACAUGGAUGUGAUUAUCUUCGUGAGCGAUGAAAGCGAGAAAUGGAGAAACAUGGUUAUAGAAAAUAAAAUAAAGAGGGUAAAAAAGGUUAUUACGUAUGACAAAUUCGAAGGCGUCUACUACAAAGAAGAUAUGCUAAAGGAGCAGAUAAAUAAAUACGACUUGUUCAUUUUUGAUGCUAGCAUACGCACGAAGAAAUAUUCCCACCUCAUUUCCAGGAUUAAGAAAAACAACAAAAACUUCACAACGUUGCAAUUAGACGAAGAAACAUUUGUGGACAGUGUAGACAAGGUUAUAAGAAGGACCUAUACCGACCUGAAUAAAGGAUCAACACACUCUGUCCCCAUCGGGUAUCUUAGCCUAGGAAAGGAUAAGCUCUUUGAUAACAUACGGGAGACGACCAAAGGAAUGCUCCAGUUUUAUGAACAAAAAAAAAUGUCAGUGGUGUCCAUCAACUUAAGGUACGUAAACAUGACAAUCCCCGUGUACAUACACGUCUUAAAGGAUGGUAUCGCAACAGAGUACUAA